UUUUAUAGGUUACAUAAUUUUACUUAGCGGCCGCCCGUACACUUUGCCCGAUUGCUCAAUCUUAAAAAAAUGUUAGGGGCUGUAAGUAGGGUUGGUGGCGGCUUUUUAGCCGCAAAAUCUGUUGCCGAAAAAGCUCUAGCGGAGUGUGGCAAAAUUGUUGCUGUUUCUGGAAACAAGAGGGAUUAUGCAGCUAAAGCCUCCGGAAAAGGGCAAGGUAAGGUGGUCGCAGUCAUUGGUGCCGUAGUCGAUGUACAAUUCGAGGAUGAUCUUCCACCUAUUCUAAAUGCCCUGGAAGUACAAAAUCGUACACCACGUCUGGUGCUUGAAGUGGCCCAGCACUUGGGUGAGAAUACAGUACGUACCAUUGCCAUGGACGGUACAGAGGGUCUCAUUCGUGGACAAGCUGUCCUCGACUCUGGCUCACCCAUCCGUAUUCCUGUUGGAGCUGAGACUCUCGGGCGUAUCAUCAACGUAAUCGGAGAACCCAUCGAUGAGCGCGGUCCAAUCCCUACCGACAAGACUGCCGCUAUUCACGCCGAAGCGCCAGCGUUCGUCGACAUGUCCGUAGAACAAGAGAUUCUGGUAACAGGAAUCAAAGUCGUAGAUCUGCUUGCGCCUUACGCCAAGGGAGGUAAGAUCGGUCUUUUUGGCGGUGCUGGUGUCGGCAAGACUGUACUUAUUAUGGAACUGAUCAACAACGUAGCUAAGGCCCACGGUGGUUACUCUGUAUUCGCUGGUGUAGGGGAGCGCACUCGCGAAGGUAACGAUUUAUACCACGAGAUGAUUGAAUCAGGUGUAAUUUCCCUGAAGGACAAGACAUCCAAAGUAGCGCUUGUGUACGGUCAGAUGAACGAGCCCCCUGGCGCACGUGCUCGUGUCGCUCUCACAGGACUGACGGUUGCUGAAUACUUCCGUGAUCAGGAAGGACAAGAUGUAUUACUUUUCAUUGAUAACAUUUUCAGAUUCACUCAGGCUGGUUCAGAGGUAUCCGCCUUGUUGGGUCGUAUUCCCUCUGCUGUAGGUUACCAACCCACCCUCGCCACUGACAUGGGUACUAUGCAGGAACGUAUUACCACCACCAAGAAGGGAUCUAUUACCUCAGUGCAGGCCAUUUAUGUACCAGCUGACGACUUGACUGACCCUGCCCCUGCCACUACUUUCGCUCACUUGGAUGCUACAACUGUAUUGUCUCGUGCUAUUGCUGAACUGGGUAUCUACCCUGCUGUAGACCCUCUAGACUCCACCUCACGUAUCAUGGACCCUAACAUUAUCGGCGCAGAGCACUACAAUGUUGCACGUGGCGUUCAGAAAAUUCUGCAAGAUUACAAAUCUCUACAGGACAUUAUCGCUAUCCUGGGUAUGGAUGAGUUAUCUGAAGAAGACAAGCUGACUGUAGCACGUGCACGUAAGAUCCAGAGAUUCCUCUCUCAACCCUUCCAAGUAGCUGAGGUGUUCACAGGUCAUCCUGGAAAACUUGUACCUCUUGAGCAAACUAUUAAGGGAUUCUCUCAAAUCCUUCAAGGAGAGUAUGAUCAUUUACCAGAAGUUGCAUUCUACAUGGUUGGACCAAUCGAAGAAGUUGUAGCUAAAGCAGAAACAUUGGCUAAAAAUGUAUAAAUAUCAAGCGAAUGAAAGAUUGUAAUUAAUGUUCUUUCUUAAUAAAUUUAGCUGUAACUGA
Molecule: messenger RNA, 1678 nt
Organism: Vanessa atalanta (red admiral)
Lineage: Eukaryota; Metazoa; Arthropoda; Insecta; Lepidoptera; Nymphalidae
Gene: Atpsyn-beta
Product: ATP synthase subunit beta, mitochondrial-like
Exons: 1
Coding region: 70-1617 (515 amino acids)
Biological process (GO): proton transmembrane transport; proton motive force-driven mitochondrial ATP synthesis
Molecular function (GO): ATP hydrolysis activity; proton-transporting ATP synthase activity, rotational mechanism; ATP binding
Source: RefSeq, a predicted model, not a curated record